CCCAUUCACAGAAUGAACGAACCGCUUGCGUUCCGUCCGUGUAGUCACUCAGUAGUGUCAUGGAGGUAACAUGGCCGAGGAGACGCGCCUAGUUCGCGUUGAAGAGAGGCUAAGGAUCAAAAUCGGAGAGGCAAAAAAUCUUCAGAGUAGAAGUCAUGGAUCUCCUGGUGCACGAGACGUUUAUUGCGCGCUGUCACUGGAUCAAGAAGAAAUAUUUAGAACAACAACCAUGGAGAGAACUCUCAAUCCAUUUUUUGGAGAGGAGUUUCAGUUCGAAGUACCGAGAAAAUUUCGUUACCUUGGCAUUUAUGUUUACGAUCGGGACAGACAUUUAAAGCAGGAUAAAAUCUUGGGAAAGGUAGCAAUAAAAAGAGAGAAUUUAGCAACAUAUCAUAAUAAGGAGCAUUGGUUUCCUCUGAUACCAGUUGAUGCCGACUCCGAGGUUCAGGGCAAGGCUCAUUUGGAGCUUGCUUUGCAAACUCAGGUCUCUCAACACGCUCAGCCUAAACUUACAGUAAAAAUAAUAGAAUGUAGUGAACUAACCAUUAAAAAUGGUAGCUGUGAUCCUUUCGCAACUGUUACAGUCAUCUAUAGUAAUGGUAAACAAAUAUCAAAACGCACAAAAGUUAAAAAGAAGACAUCGUCACCAUAUUUCAACGAGACAUUUGUAUUCGAGCCGGAGUUAACAGAGACCAAGGACAAGGAUGUCUCUCAUUAUUCUAUCGAAGGAGCCGAGGUUGGAGAAGUAGUUGUCGGUCUGUGGCACGCAUCCGCUGGUAUGGGAGAACAACCGGUGUUUCUCGGCGAAGUGCGAGUUACGCUGAAAGGAUUACAAAAACUACCAACUAGUUCGACGACCGCGUGGUAUUUUUUACAACCCCGAGCGGCGAAACAUCGUCCGAGCAAAAUUUCGAGCAAUUCGACACCACCUGGUACGCUACCGAGUUUGGGAUCGUUGCGCUUGAAAAUUCAUUACACAGCUGAUCAUGUUUUCCCAUCCGAGGUUUACGAUAGACUUAGAAAUUUAUUACUACAAAGCGUUGACGUCCAACCUAUAACAUCGUCAGCUGUUUACAUACUGGGCGAAAUUGUAUCUAGUAAAAUGGAAGCCGCACAACCGUUAGUUAGAGUAUUGGUGCAUCACGGGCAAUUAGUGUCCGUGAUGCGAGCACUUGCUAGUCAUGAGAUUUCUAAAUUAACUGACCCAACGACAAUUUUUCGUGGUAAUACAUUAGUGAGCAAAAUGAUGGACGAGGGCAUGAGAUUAGCGGGUCUUCAUUACUUGCACAGCACUCUCAGACCCGCGAUGGAACAAGUCUUCCUUGAAAAAAAACCAUGUGAAAUAGAUCCAACUCGGGUUAAAGAUGGCAAUACAAUAGCGACAAAUUUAGCAAACUUGAAGGAAUAUGUGGAAAGAGUGUUUACCGCUAUAACAACGUCGGGAGUAAGGUGUCCACCUUUGAUGUGCGAGAUGUUUUGGUGUUUGAGAGAACUCGCCGCAACUCACUUCCCCAAAAAUAAAGAAGUGAGAUACUCGGUCAUCAGUGGAUUUAUUUUUUUACGAUUUUUCGCUCCUGCAAUAUUGGGUCCAAGAUUAUUUGAUAUUACUACGGAACAAAUUGAUUCGCAAACAAAUAGAACAUUAACGUUAAUAUCUAAGACAAUUCAAAGUCUUGGCAAUUUGGUGUCUUGUAGAGGAGGAGCGGGUAGCGUUUGUAAAGAAGAAUAUAUGGAAUGUGUAUAUAGAGAGUUUUAUACAGAAAGACAUAUUCAAGCUGUCAAGCAAUUUUUGGAGUUAAUAUCGACCAGUAGUAAUUCUAGCGGUGUCACUAAGAUGCGUCCAACAGUGCCGCAAGAACAACCAGUGGUACUCAAAGAAGGACUGUACUUUGUCUUUAUGCAUACUACUGAUUGCGAUUGCAAGAGAUUAAUGGUUAAACGGGCACAAGGAAGAAAACGAUUCGGUCGUAAGAAUUUUAAGCGGAGAUAUUUUAGACUUACUACGCAAGAUUUGACGUAUUCCAAAACAAAAGGCAAAGAACCAUUGUGUAGAAUACCACUAGAGGAGAUUUUAGCAGUGGAGAGACUUCACGAGGAUUCUUUCAAGAUGAAAAACAUGUUUCAAAUUAUUCAGCCGCAGAGAGCAUUGUAUGUUCAAGCUGCUAAUUGUGUCGAGGAGAAGGAAUGGAUCGACAUUCUCACAAAAAUAUGUCAGACGAACAGCAAUCGUUUGGAAAGAUAUCAUCCGAGCGCGUACAUCAACGGCCAUUGGCUUUGUUGCCGGACAGUUUCUGAGAAUGCACCAGGAUGCAGCGAGGUGUCGCCGGGUGUCGAGGCCGGUCUGCGAAUGGUUCUGGAUCCCGAUCGCGAUUUGCAACGGAUACAUUCGUUGAUAUUUACAAAUAUGCCGCGACUCGAAACACUGAAAAACGCGUGUGAAUGCCAAGCGGUUUACGGUGCUAGUGACAUGUCGGUUAUACCGGACGGAGGAUCGCCCAUAGAAGACGUACCUUCCUGUUUCAAGACGUUGACCGCACUGAAGGAAGCGGCGUGCACGUUGCAGCGCGAACACAGAGCCUAUUUUAGAAAACUGGCACGCGACACCAAAUACGGCAGCAAACAAGCUCCCAUUGGUGAUGACAACUACCUCCACUUAGCUAGUAGAGCAGGAUUUGAUAAUCAGUUAGCGAAACGGACGUACGAGAUGGACGGUCUAAAUCAGCGCAUAGAUGCGGAUCACUACGACAUGGGAUUCUCGAGGAAGAUCCUCGAAAGUCAGAGAAAGGACGACGCGUUCAGGUAUCUCGAUUCCGAUUCCAUUAAUCGUAGAUACGAGAACGAGAACAACUUAUUACGGGGAUACGAAAACAACAGCGAUACCAUCAAGAGUAUCCAGAAUGAUCUCAGAAAAUUUGAUCAUAGUUUAAACAAUACAUUAAGAUCUGACAAAACCGAGAGAAAUGGUAACGAGAAUAUGGAAAACAAAAGGUUAGAUAACAAUUUGCUUACGGCAGAUAGUAUUAAUUUAUCAGGUACAUUGUCGGACAUACGAACGUUGGGUAAUUACGACAACACUCUUGCUAAGGUGUUGGAUGAUUGCACGCUGACGAGACGAUUAAAGGACGACGUUCCUGACGUGUCUUGUAACUCGAUGACCAAGCCUGGCAAUCAUUGAUUUACCCUACGACGGUGAUAGACAAAUUUAUACAAAACCUGCACGCGUUCCUAUAAACUUGAAAAAAACAAAACUUUCAUUUAUACAACGGAUUUACAAAAAUAUUGAUUCGAUCGUGUCGUCAAAACAGAAGAAUAUUUAUUUUUUCUUUUUGUAGAUAAAGUUUCUUUAUCUCGACUGCGUACAGAACAUAUAUAAAUUUCAAAAUGUUUGUAAAUUAAAAAAAAAAAAAAAAAAAAAAAAAAAAUAUGAUUUACAAAGUUUGGGACAUCCGUGCAUUUUUAUUACAAAAAUUUUAUUAUACAAAUUAACGCCUCUGCGCUAACGAAGACAAAUUUUCCUAUUUAAUAAUGUCUGCAUUUUAUAUAAUAUAUAAAUUGCAUUGAGAUAAUAUUGUUGAUUUUUGGAAACAUUGCAGAACAAAGAGAAUCGCGCAAUGUAAUAUAAUAAUUUAAUGUACCUUUUUUGGUUUGUUACCAUGCUAUGCAGAAAGUUAAACAUCUUGUCGCCGCAGAAAUCUCUACUAUUUAUUAUUUAUUUAUUUUUUUUUUUUGUUCACCUUCAUUCGAUAUGUUGGAGAUGUGUGUGCAAAAAACAUGACACCGGCUGUGUUGUUGUUUGCACAAUUCGUAAUCUCAUUAUUUGGUGAAGAAGUUCUCGCCCGUGUAAAACUCAACGUUAGACGUUAAGUUUAUGUUAAACGAAAACGAUUAUUACUGUAUUAUAUUUGUAGAGAAAAAAAUUA
Messenger RNA from Pseudomyrmex gracilis, 3920 nucleotides. It is a transcript of the gene RasGAP1, whose product is annotated as GTPase-activating protein. NCBI's taxonomy places the organism in Eukaryota, Metazoa, Arthropoda, Insecta, Hymenoptera, Formicidae. The record is from RefSeq and is a predicted model, not a curated record. The coding region runs from base 71 to 3175 and encodes 1034 amino acids. Gene Ontology annotation, biological process: intracellular signal transduction; regulation of GTPase activity. The transcript has 15 exons.